Molecule: messenger RNA, 6008 nt
Organism: Mugil cephalus (flathead mullet)
Lineage: Eukaryota; Metazoa; Chordata; Actinopteri; Mugiliformes; Mugilidae
Gene: strip2
Product: striatin interacting protein 2
Exons: 22
Coding region: 317-2842 (841 amino acids)
Biological process (GO): cytoskeleton organization
Cellular component (GO): cytosol
Source: RefSeq, a predicted model, not a curated record
GCGUAAAUAAAUUUAAAUCCAGUGUUAUAUUAUUAUUAUCAUUUUUUAAAUAAGGAUUCUCACUUAGAUCUUAUGUGGUCAGCUGAUCAGUGGUCCUCUCUGCUGUCUCUCUUAACCCCGCCCUCUCGUGGCGCGCAGGGACAGCGAAUCAAGCAGAUUGGGGGGGAGUAACAGCAGCAGGAGGAGGAGGAGAUCCUCAACUUGGCUCUCCGGAGCGGAGUCGGCGCUCCUCCUGGCGCGGUGCAGUCUCAGCUCUCCAGCCGGACCGGCAUGCGCUACCCGCGGAGGAGGAAGUGAGCCGCUCCGACCGUGAAAGAUGCAGGCGGAGGACAUGGAGGUACCUAUCAUUAAUAACCUUAACGAUAGCGGCGACAGGCAGAGGCCGAGAGGGAAAGAUGUGUUCAAGGAUCAGCAGAAGGAGUCGGAGAGCUCCAUGGAGUCUCCAAACCUGGAGUUUGAGUAUGGAGAUACGGACACGCUCACGGCCGAGCUUUCAGAGCUCUACAGUUACACAGAGGAGCCGGAGUUCGCCCUGAACAGGGACUACUUUGAAGAGGACUUCAGGAGCCACGGUGGGUCGCGAGGCAGGCGGUGGAUCGAGCAGACGGUGGAGGAGCAGAAGGCGUACGUGAUGAGGCUGCUGGACGCUCUGGAGGUCACGGACAGGGACAAGAGGCUGAAGGUGGCCCGGGCCAUCCUCUACCUGGCUCAGGGAGUGUUUGACGAGUGUGACACCGAGGUGGACGUGCUCCACUGGUCCAGGCGCAACGUCUUCCUGCUCUACGACAUGGGCAUCUUCACGGCGCUGCUGGAGCUGCUCAGCAUGGAGAUAGAUAACAGCCAGGCGUGCAGCAGUGCAGUGAGGAAGCCCGCCAUCUCUCUCGCCGACAGCACGGAGCUCAGAGUGUUACUGAGCAUCAUGUACCUGAUGGUGGAGACCAUCAGGGUUCAGACGGAAGACGACCGACCUGAGUGGAAAGCAGCCAGAGAGGCCUUUAAGAAUGAGCUAGGUUCACCCCUGUACAAUGGGGAGCCCUUUGCCCUGCUCCUUUUCACCAUGGUGACCAAGUUCUGCAGCAUGAACGCACCACACUUCCCCAUGAAGAAAGUACUACUGCUGCUCUGGAAAACCAUUCUGUUUACUUUGGGGGGUUUCGAGGAGCUCCAGGAGAUGAAGGUGCGAGGCCGGGAGCGUCUCAACUUGCCCCCGCUGCCGGAGGACAGCAUCAAGGUGGUCAGGGCCAUGAGAGCGGCCUCGCCCCCGGCCUCUGCCAUGGAGCUCAUCGAGCAGCAGCAGCAGCAGAAGAGAGGCCGACGCAGCCGCAGGAGUGCCUUUGUUGAUAGCUUGGAAGGAGACAGUCCCUUUCCCAAGAAGCAGCCCCUGGUCAAGCAGGACAGCCUGGACACGUACAACGAGCGGGACCCGUUCAAGAACGACGACGCCCGGGACGAGGAGGAGGACCCAGAGGACACGGACAGCGGCAUCGAGGGCGAGGUGGACCCCCUGGACCGCGACGUCAUCAUCCAGCCGCCGCCUCCGCCGCCUCCUCUGCGGCCCCCGACCGAGAGGGUCAACUUCCCCAAAGGUCUUCCCUGGGCCCCUAAAGUCAGGGAGAAAGACAUCGAGCACUUCCUGGAGACCAGCAGAAACAAGUUCAUUGGUUUUACUCUGGGAAAUGACACAGAAACCCUGGUGGGAUUACCCAGACCCAUCCACGAGAGCGUCAAGACUCUUAAACAGCACAAGUACGUGUCCAUUGCUGAGGUCCAGAUCAAAAGGGAAGAGGAGCUGCAGCAGUGUCCCCUGACUCUGGGCGAUGAGGAGGUGGAGGAGACACCAGCAGAGAUGUUAUACCUGGGAAUGCUUCCCAACCUCUCACAGUAUGUGAUCGCCCUCCUGAAGCUGCUGCUGGCUGCUGCUCCCACAUCCAAAGCCAAAACCGACUCCAUCAACAUCCUGGCGGAUGUGCUACCUGAGGAGAUGCCGAUCACAGUCAUGCAGAGCAUGAAGCUGGGAAUUGACGUGAACCGCCACAAGGAAAUCAUCGUCAAGGCCAUCUCCGCUCUGCUGCUGCUGCUCCUCAAGCACUUCAAGCUCAACCACAUCUAUCAGUUUGAGAUCGUCUCCCAGCACCUGGUGUUUGCCAACUGUAUCCCACUCAUCCUCAAGUUCUUCAACCAGAACAUCAUGUCCUAUAUCAGUGCCAAAAACAGCAUAUGUGUGCUGGACUUCCCCCACUGCGUGGUCCACGAGAUGCCCGAACUCACGGCCGAGAGCCUGGAAGCGGGAGACAGCAACCAAUUCUGCUGGAGGAACCUGUUUUCGUGUAUCAAUCUGUUGAGGAUCCUGAAUAAGCUAACAAAGUGGAAACACUCCAGGACCAUGAUGCUUGUCGUCUUCAAGUCCGCCCCCAUCCUGAAGAGAGCUCUGAAGGUGAAGCAGGCCAUGAUGCAGCUCUACGUCCUCAAACUGCUGAAGAUCCAGACCAAGUAUCUGGGCCGCCAGUGGAGGAAGAGCAACAUGAAGACCAUGUCAGCCAUCUACCAGAAAGUCCGCCACAGGCUCAACGAUGACUGGGCCUACGGAAACGACAUCGACGCGCGGCCCUGGGACUUCCAGGCGGAGGAGUGCGCCCUGCGGGAGAGCAUCGAGAAGUUCAACAGCCGGCGCUACGACAGGAACAAGAACGGGGACUUCGCGCCCGUGGACAACUGCCUGCAGAGCGUGCUGGGGCAGCGCGUGGAGCUGCCGGAGGACUUCCACUACAGCUACGAGAUGUGGCUGGAGAGGGAGGUCUUCUCGCAGCCCAUCCAGUGGGAGGGGCUGCUGCAGAAUCCAUGAGGGGUAGGAGAGAAAGGGGGGGGCGGUGUGGUUCUAGGGCGUGUUCUUACCGAGAAAACUAAGGAAGUAUUGGAGAGGAGAAGUGAUGGAAGAAAGGGGGUAAGGUAAGAAGAGAAGAAGUCGGAUGGCGUGACGUGACCUCCCAGAUCAUGGAAGAGGAAGUGAUGAAGAGAGGCCGGAAGAACGAUGAUAAAAUGAAGUUGACAAGCUCGUUGUGAGCUUGGCUUCGAUGCCACACACACUCACUCGACGCUAACAUGUGCCUACGACUACUGUGAACACGCAUGACAAGGCAAGAGCAGAGGUAGCAGUUCAUGAGCAACAUCUGACGUCACUGUAGCAGGAGACCGUUUCUGCCUCCGCGUCACACGACAAAAACGUCCGUUUAUAACGUACGUCCCCCUUUUUUAACAUGUCGGUGCUUUUCUGACUCCCUGGUGGCGUUUUACUAUUCAUUUGUAUCAGUGUGUGUGGUAAACGUUUUACGAUUUUUAAAAAAUAUAUAUAUAUGUACAUUUGAAUGAUUUUUAAUCGGUUCCUUUUUUUUUAAUUUCAACACAAAGAUUAGAGUAGGGGUUGUUGAUUGCUGGUGAUGGAUUUAAAACGUUUCUUUUUUACGUAUUUUCUAGAAAGAAAUUAUUUAAAAAAUGUCAAACCACAGGGUCACGAUCGUCCAAAUGUUGAAGUGGGAGCGAUUUGCUCUCGUGGCACCAAAAAAAAAAUAUAUAUAUAUAUAUAUAUAUACCAGCUGUAAGUGUAAUGGUGUGUUUGUGGGUGUUAAAAGUGCGUAUGGGCAGAAAGAAAAAAAAAUCUAAAGUUGGGAAGGAUGUUAUAUGUUGACUAAAAGACUUGAAGAAACUGUAUUUGUUUUCUUUUAAAGCUGCAGUGCGGAACUUUUGUCUCCCCCUUCUGGCAGUGGGCAUCACGCGCACCUGAUGAUGGAUGCAGUAAAGUUUAGUACCUCUGGGUUGAGUAAAUGUAACAGCUGCUUAGUCUCUUCCAAAUAUUUUAUAAAUACCAUCCUGCUCAAGAGCCAACUUUCUUUUUCAUUUGGAGCAACAGAAACAUUUCUUGGACGCUUCCCGGGUUCUGUAUCCUCUCGUUCCUCCACCGUAACUCUUUACAGUCGCUGCUCUCGUCAGCUCUUGCGACGCACUAGUUGAUUGUAAAAUGCACCACUUCCGGAGCACCAGCGCAGGAAUGUCACCACAGACACAAGAAUUAAAACUCCACGUAUACUGCGAAGUAGAGACAGUAGUUUAAUCCUUCCUGUGUCAUUUUUAUAUGAUGUAAAAGUCCUGCACUCCAGUUGUAAGGGUUAGGGUUACGGGUUAGGCUUAUGGGUUAUCCCUAGGGUUACAGGUUAGGCUUAGGGCUUAGGGUUACGGGUUAUCUUUAGGGUUACAGGUUAGGGUUACGGGUUAUAGAUUAGCCUUAGGUUUAAGGUUACAGGUUAGGAUUAUGGGUUAUCCUUAGGGUUAUAGGUUAGGGUCAUGGGUUAGGUUCAGGGUUAUAGAUCAGGUUUAGGCAGGUUAGGCUUAGGGUAACAGGUUAGGUUUAGGUUUAGGAUUACGGUUAUCCUUAGGAUUACAGGUUAGGGUUAUGGGUAGGCUUAGUUUUACAGAAUUCUUGCAGAAGUCGAACCUGUUACCACGAUGUCCUCCAGGAUCUGUUCAUGUACAUAUCACGAACUGAAGCUGCAUUGAAGUUCUAGAUGGUUCUUCAGAAAAGUUCGGGGAUGCUGCUGCUAACCAGACAAAUGUUUAAAAAAAACUAAUAUGUUUUUCUGCAAUAUUUCAUGUCAUUAGGCCUCAGGAGCUAAUAUGGAGCACGUAACUGCACCUCAAAAACAAAAUUCUCGUGUGGUGAGCACGUUUCAGUCUUAGGAUGAAACCUAACUUGCUGGUUUGUUGUGUUCAUCUGCUUUACUGCCGCGCAGAGUCGCUUCCCCGAACUUUUCCAUGGAUCAAUCGGAGAUUAAUCGAAGCUCACUGUUGAUCAGAUGAACAGGAAUUCUGUGCGACUCCCUGCCUCCAGCCCCCGACACCCUCUCUCCAAAUAACCAACAACAGCACAAUACUCAAACCGCUGACCACAUCAGACUUUUCCCACCCUCUCUCAAGAGAGAGAACACAAGCAGUCGUCACAGAACUUGGUGCUGUUUUUCUAGUUGGUUUUCACUGUAACUUCCUUCGACUACCUAGUGAGCGAGGCUCCAGAUCUGAGAGCUCCGAGGUCUUUCCUGGACAUGUCUCUACUUAAGCACAAAAAGAAGCACAGAGGACACACAGCACGGUCUUUUGUUUUGUACAGUUCUUGCUCGAUUCAGAUUGUUACCCGCUCACUUUGAGCGGUCAAGAACCAACGUGUAUUAUCUUUGUAUAGAGUAGUCAUUUCAACACCUCGGUUUCGUGCUUCUCUGUAGAAAACGUGCAUGACCACUGUUCUGUUCUGUACCCUUAAAUAUGACGUUUUAAAUGAUAUUUCCAGCACAGUUAGAAUUGUAUUUUUCCUCAUAAAGUCACGGUGUACUGCAUCACAGGGGAUUUUAUUUAUUUUUCUCAACACCUUUAAAAUAUAAUAAUAUAUAUUUCAUAGAUUCUCAGGUUUACGGAGAUAAUAUAUUGCAAAAGUUUUAAAAAAAAAAAGCUUCCUUGCCAUCGUCAGGCUCACUACCUGUAGUUGAAUAUUAACAUUUAUCCUCAUAUUGUGGUACUACAGUCACAUGUCAGUCAUAUUUCUGGUUCAGAUGAGUGUUUUUUUUUCUUCUUUUUUGUAUCUUGUGCCAAAUUUGAGUGCCAUUUUUUUAUUUUUUUAUUUUUUUUUUAUUUCUUUUGCCGCCUUAAUCAUUUUGAAAGUUCUGCUUUCGAGUCACUACUACUGAAGGUUUGCAAUACGAAAACAUCAUUUUGUACCUAAGACCUAUUACAAUCAAUGAAAGUUACUGUUUCUUGUAUCUGUUACAAUAUUCUACCGGGGCGUGUUUAGCAUUGUGUGGAUGUUGCUAGAGUAAAUGUGUGUGUUUGUCACUCACAUUUCUAUAUCUGUAUAGUCCUAGAUACAGUGAUUUGUUCAGGGGUAUGUGCAAUUACAGAUAGAGGCAUUAUACAACAGAAUGACAAAUUACAAUAUUAAGAGUUGCUUAUUAAAGGAUGUUGAACACUCA